Acanthosepion pharaonis is the source of this 606-nucleotide messenger RNA. The record is from the annotation of a GenBank genome assembly. NCBI's taxonomy places the organism in Eukaryota, Metazoa, Mollusca, Cephalopoda, Sepiida, Sepiidae.
AUGCCCUUUCCUCCAUUUCCCUCUCCUUCAAUAUGCUCUUUCCUCCAUUUCCCUUGCCUUCAAUAUGACAUUUCCUCCAUUUCCCUUGCCUUCGAUAUGUCGUUUCCUCCAUUUCCCUGUCCUUCAAUAUGCCCUUUAUUCUUUUCCCUCUCCUUCAAUAUGUCCUUUCCUCCAUUUCCCUCUCCUUCAAUAUGCCCUUUCCUCCAUUUCCCUUGCCUUCAAUAUGCCCUUUCCUCCAUUUCCCUCUCCUUCAAUAUGCCCUUUCCUCCAUUUCCCUGUCCUUCAAUAUGCCCUUUCCUCCAUUUCCCUUGCCUUCAAUAUGCCCUUUCCUCCAUUUCCCUCUCCUUCAAUAUACCAUUUCCUCCAUUUCCCUCUCCUUCAAUAUGCCCUUUCCUCCAUUUCCCUUGCCUUCAAUAUGUUCUUUCCUCCAUUUCCCUCUCCUUCAAUAUGUCCUUUCCUCCAUUUCCCUCUCCUUCAAUAUGCCCUUUCCUCCAUUUCCCUCUCCUUCAAUAUGUCCUUUCCUCCAUUUCCUUCAUCUUCGAUAUGUCCUUUCCUCUAUUUCCUUCAUCUUCGAUAUGUCCUUUCCUCCAUUUCCCUCUCCUUUGA